AUGGAGCUGCAGCGCCGAGUAUUGCUUCUGACAUGGGCCUUCUUUCUGACCUUCGUCCUUGUCAUCAACGCUGAAGCAUCCCAAUGUAGCGAAGAAACAACUUCACUGAACAAGAAUGAGAAGGUUAAAGAGUUGUUGAAGACUCUCGAGGACAGAUAUACUUUUCGGAAAGACACCAAAUCUUCCGAAAAAACUUGGCUGGUCGGAAAACCGACCACAUGUUUGCGGAUGCUGUGGACGACAGAGGCGAACAUGUCUACCGCCAGCAUCUUUUUGACCUACACAGAUGAAAGGAACAGAACGACAAUCCAUAUAGUAUCCGUGAAAAGUGAAUGUGAAAACACCUUAGAGUUUACGUUCCCUAAUGUUACUUUAAAAGAGUUCAAGGACAGGAGGGUGAAAUAUAAGGUUCUGAGUACGAAUUCUUCUUGUAGCAUUUUAGAGAAACCAAAAGACAGCUUAGGAAAGUGUGCGUACUGGGUCCUGAAAACAGGUGAAGGUGGCAGGGAUGCAAACUGGUGCAAACCGCCCAGGAAGCCUAAGUGCGAUGUAGAGAUACACACCCUCCAAGAACCUCGGAGAUGCAAGCCAAAGCCCAAAUCGAUUCCACCAGGGGUGUCUACACUUAAGGUGCAACCCCACCACAAAUUCAAAGCUCAUCAACUGGGAAAGGAGUCGCUUGCCUUUUGCUUUCGUCUCCGGGUGCUUUGUGGAGUCCACAAUCGUUCUUACUGCACUAGACAGUUCGCUGUAGCUCUCACGAACGGCCUUCACUGCUUCAGCACGACAUGCCCAUCUGGUUGUAAACAAAGACUUCAAAGUUUUCGGUUGUGUGCCGGCAGUUUGGCAAAUUCGCUCAAAAACAGCAUGGCGCACAACACUGUUUUCAAUAAAGUUGUUCGCAAGUUGCACAACGCCAAAGAAAUCAAGCAUCAUUCUGUUUUCUGCUCGGGACAAACAUGCAUCGACAAGCACCAGGUUUAA
Ixodes scapularis (black-legged tick) is the source of this 984-nucleotide messenger RNA. RefSeq lists its product as uncharacterized. The record is from RefSeq and is a predicted model, not a curated record. NCBI's taxonomy places the organism in Eukaryota, Metazoa, Arthropoda, Arachnida, Ixodida, Ixodidae. Bases 1 to 984 code for a protein of 327 amino acids. The transcript has 6 exons.